This is a messenger RNA of Rhododendron vialii, 3464 nucleotides long. Its product is annotated as tubulin-folding cofactor C. Gene Ontology annotation, cellular component: cytoplasm. Gene Ontology annotation, biological process: post-chaperonin tubulin folding pathway; tubulin complex assembly. The record is from RefSeq and is a predicted model, not a curated record. The transcript has 3 exons. Lineage: Eukaryota; Viridiplantae; Streptophyta; Magnoliopsida; Ericales; Ericaceae. Bases 109 to 1338 code for a protein of 409 amino acids. Gene Ontology annotation, molecular function: tubulin binding.
AAACCACGAUUAAAGCGCUUAUUGAAACCACGCUUGGGAUCUAAACGUUACCCGCUUCUCCGGAUUCUCCACACACCAUCACUUUUUUUUCCCCCGAUCUGCACAGCAAUGGAAGGCGAAGAAGAAGGUAACCAAGCCUCCACCGAAACCCUAGACGACCCACCAGCCCCCGCCCUAGCCCCCGCCGCGCACCCCAAACACGCCGCCAUGCUCGAACGCCUCUCCAACCGCCACCUGCAGUCGCUCUCUCGCCAGCCCGAUCCCACCUCUCUCGACUCCACUCACUCCUUCCUCUCUCUCUUCUCUCAAUCCAAACUUUCCAUCGAGUCCAACAUCUCCCUCCUCCGUCGCCAGUCCACCGACCAAACCAACCCCGCUCUCAAAUCCAACCUCGAGAAGAUCUCCACCUCGAUCUCCCACCUCGAGAAGCUCGUCGCCGAAAACUCCUACUCCCUGCCCUCCUUCGAAGUCCGAACCUGUCUCGAAGCCGUCUCGAGCCUCAAACAAACCCUAGAUACCCUCGCUUCUGAUAUAGUCCCCAAAAAACGGUUCUCUUUUAGAAACAAGAAGGAUCCUAGUAGCGUUGUUAACGCAAUUGAAUCCGGAAAAACCGAAUUUCACGGUUCGGGGGAACCGAGUUGUACGGUUGGGGUCUUGCUGGGGUUUAAGGAUAGGGAAAAGAAGGCUCCUAGUAGUGUUGUGAACGUAAUCGAAUCUGAAUCUCGGGUGACUGAGUUGGAGGAAAAACCGAGUUUUAGGGUUUGGGACUCGCCGGGGUUUAAGGACAGGGAAAAUGAGGUUUUGGUGAGGGAAUUUAAUGGGUUGGAAAUGGGGGAAUUUUCGUUAACGGGGUUGAGUUCGUGUGAGGUGCGAUUGACUGGUUGUUUGAGGGCGCUGUUCGUUCACAAGUUGAGGGAUUGUAAGGUGUAUGUGGGGCCGGUGUUUGGUUCGGUUCUGAUUGAGGAAGUGGAGGGGUGCGUGUUUGUGUUGGCGUCGCAUCAGAUUAGGAUUCAUCGUGCUAGGGGAAGUGAUUUUUACCUGAGGGUAAGGAGCAGGCCGAUAAUUGAGGACUGUAGUGGUGUGAGGUUUGCACCGUAUUGUUUGGGGUAUGAUGGGAUUGAGAGGGAUCUGAAAGAGUCAAAUCUUGAUGAGGAGACGGGGAAUUGGGCAAAUGUGGAUGAUUUUCGGUGGUUGAAAGCUGCGCAGUCUCCGAAUUGGUCGAUUUUGCCGGAAAGUGAGUGGAUUGGCAGAGUAACUAUUAUGGAAAGACUACAUCUUUUUGCUUUAACUCGUUGGAAGAUUUCUGGCUCGUCUACUGUUUGGGGUUUGGCCAAGUGAGCAUGAGAAAGCAAACAAUGUGUUUGCCCUCCAUGAGGUUGCAUGUUCGAAUCCUACGGAGGUCAAACAUUCCAAACCUUGGGGCCACUGAAGGGUUUGCCUAGUCAUUACCUUUAGGGCUCCGGAAUUAGUCGAGGUGUGCGCAAGCUGGCCCGAACAUUCAGUUAUCAGGAAAAAGAAAGAAAGAAUCAAUGUGUGAAUGAAAACUUCCCAAUGCGAACGGAAGUCAUAUGUCAGGUUGGUAAUGUUUCUGGUUGUCUGAGACUGAGACCCUGCUGUUCUCUCUAAACAAAUGAUUUAAAUCUUGAAUAAGACUGUCAACUAAGCAAAGAUUAUAUCAACUUGCAUUAUUUAUUUGUAUAGGAUAAUAUAUAAUGGUUAACUAUCAAACUCAUUGUCUUUCAUUGUCCUUAGCUGUUAAACCUGAUGUCAUUGCCGAUAGAAGUUAAGCCAACAAAUAAGAAGGUAGUGGUUGGUUCCUAAAACAAUGAUUUAGUAGAGCACAAAUGUUUGAUACAGGUUUUGUUUAUGUUUUAGCGUACAUACAUUAACCCAGUGUGUAUCAUUUUAUAAUGUAUUGCUCCCUGAUUGUAUAUGUACUAAGUGAUAAACUAUUCCUAGUCCCUGAUGCUGGUUAUAACGGUUGGGAAAACUGGGCAUCGGUUUAGUCAUACAAAAUGAGGAGUCAUUGAGAAGGUUUGAACAUUGUUUCUUUUUGAAAUUUUAUUGAUGACCAUUUGUCCAAGUUUGGUUAGAGAAGAAAUCAAGUUCUAGACUAGUCUUCAUGACAUAACAAGAAGAUUUUUAGAUGCCACCAGUUGAUGCCGAGGUUUUGAAUCGUCGUAUCGGGACAUGUACUAGUGUCCCUGAUAUGGCAGGGAUAAAACCAGAAUUUUAACCUAUGAAUGGCGGGUCUAUAAUGUCCCUGAAUAAACUAAGUACUUGUACUGUAAGCAUGUUUUCACAAAGUGGUAGGGGUGCGACCGUUGUCACUUAUCCCUGUGGUUCUUUCCUUGGAUACAGUAAUGUGUAGGCCAAUAUUGCAAAAACAUGAUUGAAGGCCUGAGAUCUUGACAAGUAUGAAUACGUACGUAUUGUAUCGGCCGUUUUGAAGCCUUGUGUAGUAUAUAUCAUCCAUCGGCCAGGGGAUAUCUUUUUUCUUGCCUCCUGAUCAACUAGUAUACCUCAAUAUAUUGUUUAGAGUGGAAAUAUCAUAUUGUGCAUUUGCCGCCUAUUACUCUUGAACUGUCUUGGAAUUUUACGAAAUUCAUGACUUUGAUUCUUGAUACCUAUUGCUCAAUACUCGACAUUAUGAUACAGUACCCAGUAUAGUUGGUAUCUCAGACUGAGCUCAACACCUCACAUGCUCUCUAACUAUUGCAACGGCCUUGUGGGUAGAUAUAAGCUACACACCGCUCCCCCAUAUCAGCUAUGCACCCAUCUUAGAUACCAUCCAUGCUAGGUACUGUAUCAUAUUAUUGAACAGUAACAGAUGCUGAUUUGUUCUCCGAUAAAUAUUCAAAAUGAAUACCAAAAGAGUUACUAUGUGAUUCUUUGGGUUUAACUGCAAGUGCAGACCAUUAGGCGCCGUUCAAAAAAGAAAAGAAAAAAAAGACCACUAGGCUGCUAACUUUGAGUGCUGUAAUAUAAAAGGAACCUCUUUUGACAUUUCACUGUCAUUUGAACUGGUAAAGAUACGAUGAAAUUAGCAUAGAUUUUCCCCUGUCCCCACACAUUUUAAUUAUUCAAAUGUCAAUUAGGGUUGUUGGGCUAUUUGUUGUUGAGAAGGGUGAAGUUGGAAUUUUGCUCUACAUUAUGAUCACCAAUUAAUACUCUUCACGUGUACGAGAUGAAAAUAGUAGUAUUUCUUAGUACAGUGUUUAGUAUCUUUGGUGGGCUCUUUGUUGCUGUAUUUAAUAGUGUAAUGCUGCCCUUAAUUUGCAAUUGUUUAAUAAAGUUCCUAAUGAUGCCCAGUGCAACUGUCAGUGUCACACAUAAGGCUGUAAAUUAAUUGAGCAGUUUGUGAAUUGUUCGAAGCUCGACUUGAUAAAUGUUCGUUUGUGUUUAAUUUGUCUACUUAAUGAACAAAAUCUAAGCCUCAAUCAUAGGCACGUUUAAUGAACGAG